This is a messenger RNA of Trifolium pratense (red clover), 739 nucleotides long. Its product is annotated as 60S ribosome subunit biogenesis protein NIP7 homolog. Gene Ontology annotation, cellular component: nucleus; preribosome, large subunit precursor; nucleolus. Bases 68 to 631 code for a protein of 187 amino acids. The record is from RefSeq and is a predicted model, not a curated record. Gene Ontology annotation, molecular function: RNA binding. The transcript has a single exon. NCBI's taxonomy places the organism in Eukaryota, Viridiplantae, Streptophyta, Magnoliopsida, Fabales, Fabaceae. Gene Ontology annotation, biological process: ribosomal large subunit biogenesis; ribosome assembly.
CACUGUCAUAAGAUAAAACCCUAAAAAGCAAAAUUUGCAGAGAGUAAACAACAAAGAAGACGAAAAAAUGAGACCAUUAGAUGAAACAGAAACAAGCGUAGUCUUCGAAAAACUCUUCAAAUUCGUAGGAAACAACCUAAAAAACCUCGUAGAAAAUCCAUCACACGAAGGACCCGAAUCAAACCCAGGUCGCUAUUGUUUCCGUCUCAACAAGAACAAAAUCUACUACUGCAGUGAAUCCCUCGUGAAACGAGCCACAAACAUCGCAAGACCCAAUCUUAUAUCACUCGGAACAUGCAUCGGAAAAUAUACUCACGGUGGUAAAUUCCAUCUCACGGUUCAAGCAUUGAAUCUUCUUGCUGCAAAUGCAAAACAUAAGGUGUGGCUUAAACCUCAAUCUGAAAUGUCGUUUUUGUAUGGUAAUCAUGUUUUGAAGAGUGCGUUAGGUAGAAUUACUGAAAAUAUUGGUGCUGGUGAUGGGGUUGUUGUUUUUUCUAUGUCUGAUGUUCCUUUGGGUUUUGGGAUAGCUGCUAAGUCUACUCAGGAUUGUAGGAAGUUGGAUCCUAAUGGUAUUGUUGUGUUGCAUCAGGGUGAUAUAGGUGAGUAUUUGAGAAUGGAGGAUGAACUUUGAAUUUGAAUUUGAAACUAUAUACCAAUCAUGAUGUUUUUGGAAUUUUGAUUGUUGGGUUAUUGUUGUAUUUGUAUAAGUUUGUGUAAUGCAAAUGUGUUUUUUGUUUGU